Parnassius apollo (apollo) is the source of this 759-nucleotide messenger RNA. The record is from the annotation of a GenBank genome assembly. NCBI's taxonomy places the organism in Eukaryota, Metazoa, Arthropoda, Insecta, Lepidoptera, Papilionidae.
AUGGUUUGUGAAAAAUGCGAGAAAAAACUUGGUCGUGUUAUUACACCAGACCCAUGGAAGACUGGUGCUAGAAACACAGUUGAAUCUGGAGGCAGAAAAGUUGGUGAAAACAAGGCAUUAACUGCAAAGAAAGCUCGAUUCAAUCCUUACACGGCUAAAUUCGAUGAAUGCAAAAUAUGUAGAAUGAAAGUACACCAAGUUGGUUCACACUAUUGCCAAGCCUGUGCAUACAAAAAAGAACUGUGCUACGAAUUUCGAAUAAUAUACUAUUACACAAAUAUCGCUGGGAUAUUUUUAAGAACAGCUCCUGAAUACCGAGAUUCAUAUUACAAAGAUUCCUUAAGUGAUGAAGAUGAAAUUGUGGCAAUUGCUAUUGUUGACAGAAAUUCUUUUUUUAAAACGGAGAACAAAGACAUUCCACCUCAUUUAAGAAGUCAAAAAUUAGCACCGAAAAUAUUAAAUAUGCAAAAUACAUACGGCAAUCACUACGAAGAUGUAAGCGACACUGAUGAGGAUGAAUCCAACGAGGAAGAUUUAAGUAAUCUAAAACUAACUCCACUACAAAAAAAUAUGUUGAGAAAAAAGUGGCGAAGUUCAUGUGACAAAAGUGCGGCAAAAACAUGUACAAAGGCUUGUAAAAUGGUGCGCAAAAAUGUUUGCCGUAUUUACCGUUGCAAGAAAAGUUUAAGUAAAAGUUUCAAAAAGGAAUGCAAGCGAAGUUGCAAGUUAAACUUUAUGAGUUCUUCUGACUCCGAAUGA